Molecule: messenger RNA, 381 nt
Organism: Plasmodium gallinaceum
Lineage: Eukaryota; Apicomplexa; Aconoidasida; Haemosporida; Plasmodiidae
Product: conserved Plasmodium protein, unknown function
Exons: 2
Coding region: 1-381 (126 amino acids)
Source: RefSeq, a predicted model, not a curated record
AUGAAUAGAAAAUAUUUUAAUAGAGGAAAUGCAUUUUUUUCAAGAAAUAAAAGAAAAUUAGGGAAUAAAUUCGAAGAUAGAAUAUUUGGAAAUUCUAAUGAACAUGACUUUUAUCUAAGAAAAACUAAAAACAAUAAUUUUAGAAAAAGAAGAAACUCAUUUAGAAGUAAUAGAAGAAGAAAUUUUUUUUAUAAAAGAAAUCAAAAUUUACAUGAUAAAAUAGGAAAAUUAACUUCAAAAGAUUUGGAUGAUGAAUUAGACAAAUAUAUGGGAUCCACUAAUGUAAAAACUAGAUUGGAUAAUGAUUUAGAUUCAUACUUCAAAAACAAUGCAUUAACACAAGUGGAUGUUAAUAAAGGAUUUAAUAAAGUACCUGAGUAG